CGCUUAUCAGAGGACGAAGUGCGUGAAAUCAUUGACAUCGUGAACGAAUGCCUGCCGGCCGCCGAGCCCUCCUGACCCGCUGGUGUAGGGCUACAACUAACUACUUGACUACUUAGUGAGUCGGUACGCGCUUCUCCGUGUGAACGUACGCUUACACCGCUCGCGGACAACAUGAGUUUGUGUAACCGAGCGCGCCUAAUCCUAUACAAGCACGAUGCGAGCCCACCGGCCAAUGCAGUCCGCAUGGUCGGCGCCAUAUUGGGGCUUCAGUUCGACUACGAGGAGCCGGACUUGAUGAAAGGCGAGCACAAAACGCCCGAGUUCAAAAAGAUAAACCCAAUGUCUACUAUACCGGUGCUGAAAGACGGGAACCUCACUGUUUCAGAGAGCCACGCAAUAAUCCUGUACCUCCUGAACAAGUACGGUGGCGAACAUAGGGAGAAACUCUACCCUUUCGACCCGGCCACCCGCGCCAUAGUCGACCAGUGCCUUUACUUCGACGCGGGGGUGCUGUUUCUACAAAUGCGAGCAGUUACUGUACCCACAUUCACAGGCACGCUAGACGGUCCUACCGAAAAGCACAUAUCCGACAUAGAGGAGGGUUACUCUAUACUCGAGGCAUACUUGGGUCAACGGGCGUACGUGGCCGCGGACCAUCUGACUGUGGCGGACAUCUCUAUCGGGUCUACAGUCGCUGCGUUGCUGGGGAUCCACGCUUUGGAUGCUAAUAAGUUCCCAAAGAUUAAGGCGUGGUUUGAUAACCUGUCGGCAGAAAGCUACUUCCAGGAGGUCAACGCGCCGGGCGCCGCCUUAUUGGCCAAGUCGCUUAGACACUACUGGAUGAAAAAUAAAAAAUAAAGAUAUAUCUUGAAACUUGAAA
Cydia fagiglandana is the source of this 880-nucleotide messenger RNA. Its product is annotated as glutathione S-transferase 1-like. The record is from RefSeq and is a predicted model, not a curated record. Gene Ontology annotation, biological process: glutathione metabolic process. The transcript is spliced from 7 exons. NCBI's taxonomy places the organism in Eukaryota, Metazoa, Arthropoda, Insecta, Lepidoptera, Tortricidae. The coding region runs from base 172 to 858 and encodes 228 amino acids. Gene Ontology annotation, molecular function: glutathione transferase activity.